Messenger RNA from Passer montanus (Eurasian tree sparrow), 9410 nucleotides. RefSeq names its product solute carrier family 13 member 3 (gene SLC13A3). Gene Ontology annotation, biological process: monoatomic anion transmembrane transport; citrate transport. Gene Ontology annotation, molecular function: sodium:dicarboxylate symporter activity; citrate transmembrane transporter activity; succinate transmembrane transporter activity. The record is from RefSeq and is a predicted model, not a curated record. Gene Ontology annotation, cellular component: membrane. The coding region runs from base 6988 to 8484 and encodes 498 amino acids. The transcript is spliced from 7 exons. NCBI's taxonomy places the organism in Eukaryota, Metazoa, Chordata, Aves, Passeriformes, Passeridae.
GCUGCUUUUGGACAGGUUUAUCUCAGAUGCAGUUACAGGAAUCACCAUUGUGAUUAUACUGUUCUUCUUCCCUUCACAAAAACCUUCCUUCAGGUGGUGGUUUGACUUGAAAGCACCAAACACAGAGACCCAGCCCUUGCUGACUUGGAGGAAGGCCCAGGAGACCGUGCCCUGGAACAUCAUCCUGCUGCUUGGAGGAGGCUUUGCCAUGGCCAAGGGCUGCGAGGAGUCUGGCUUGUCUGUGUGGAUAGGAGGCCGUCUGCAUCCCUUGGAGGGUGUGCCACCUCCCGUGGCUGUCAUCCUCAUCACGGUUGUCAUCGCCUUGUUCACAGAGUUUGCCAGCAACACUGCCACUAUUAUCAUCUUUCUGCCUGUCUUGGCAGAGCUGGCCAUUCGUCUGAAAGUGAAUCCCCUCUAUUUAAUGAUACCAGGAACUAUAGGAUGCUCCUAUGCAUUCAUGUUGCCAGUCUCAACACCUCCCAACUCAAUUGCGUUUUCCUCUGGACAUUUGAUGGUCAAGGAUAUGGCAAGAACUGGGUUGCUCAUGAAUCUAAUGGGAGUUCUGCUUCUUAGCUUGGCUAUGAACACAUGGGCCAAGAGCAUCUUCCAGCUGGGGACCUUCCCUGCAUGGGCCAACAUCCAUGCAGAAAAUGCCACCUCACUUGUGACAGCUGUAGAAAAUGUCACUUUAAGUGCACUAAAUAAAAUAUGAACAAAGCCACCCCCGGGGAAGGACUCACUCACUUAGGACUGGGGCACUGGAAUCGUCAGAGUUUGCACAGGAGGAAAAGCCACGUGGCCGCUCACACUGUGUGGGACCUUCUGGUUUAAUUUGAUUUCUAGAAAUUCUGGUCAGUGUCACAACAUCCAUUUGUUACUUUCUCUGGAGAUCUUUCCCCACCUUUUGCAGGUACAAAUCCGACUCUCCCAGAGUCCUUCUGUCACAGGUGGUUGUUAAGUGGACAACCUGUAAGCAUGGAGCAUCUUUGGGUAGAUGCCUAUCCCCCCAUGAGAGCUGACGAGCCUUGCUGCUCUAGCUUCUGAUACCCUACCUCGUUUUGGAAAGCAGCCCUGGCAACAGGGUGGAGGCAACUGGAUUAUUUAUGUGCACCCCAACGUGAGUGAGUGUAUCAGAACCUGGUCGGGGAGAAGCGGCGUGGCCAGUGCUUCUGGCAGGGUGUGAGGCUGGGGUCUCGUUGCCAUCUCGUGAGUAAUUCUCUCAUGGAAGAUGAAGAGCAUUUCUUCAGGUUUGUGUGUGAAGGGAUGACUCAGGAGAUGUGUCGGUAGGACUCGGUGCAUUGCUCCAUGCUUUGGGAACUGGAAGGCCACAGUUUGUUUCCAAACAUGUUCAAUGUUUUGAAAACCUGGGACAGCGACUGCUGCCUGGCUCUUUGCACUGAGUACAGGGAUGGGGGCUCGGGACCAAAUUAAUUUCUGGCAUAACUUUGGACAUCGGUGAUGUUUCACCGUUGGUAACUGUGGCCAGUCUUAGGUUGUGAGAUUGACUCACUCACAAAUGACCCACUGAGUCACAGGUCAGUGGACAAGUUGCAUUGGAAUAUUAUUGACAUUUCUUAAAAAAUAGGCUUUGAUUCUUAACAUCUUUUUUAAAUCAGAUUGCUUGGGUACUUUCAAUGAAAGCAUUGCAAAUUGACUGUGAUUUUAAUCACCAUUUUAUCCAAUUAUUUUUAUUUUAUUUUCUGUAAGAAUAUAAAAUAUUAAAUCAUCGGUCAUUGAAAUAGAUGAUUGAAUGAUAAAGGAUUGAUUCUUGGUUUGUGGAAGGUGAGUGACAGGAUCCCUGUGCUGGGACUGGUUUCUCUGACAAUGUAAACUGGUGGAGCUGACAAGUUGAACUGGCCUGGGGUAGGGAUCCAGUGCAUCCCCCUGCUCCUGUGCUGCUGAUAACCCCCAGGGCCAGGUAGGAGGGCUGGCAGGGAGAUGUUCACCAGCUGCUGCUGCAGGGGUUACCCUGUGGGGGUCACCUUGGGGUGAUGUGGCAGGUGGCAGCUCAAGGGAGUUGAACUGAAAUCGCCAAAACCAACUGAAUGUGGAACUUUAAUCAAUCAAUUUUAAAAAAAUCCUCAAUGUUCAAACAAAAUCCUUAACGAUUGUGGAAAGCUUAAAAUAAAGCACACUGGUUAGCACAUCACAUGGUCCUGUUUGCUCUGUAGUUUGAGGGGAGAAAAACAAAGCCCAAGCCUCCCCCUGCUCCGGCUUCAUCCCUAAUUUGGGCAGUGGCUCCCCAGGAGGAGCAGGAGGGCAGUGCAGUGCUGUUAAACACCGGAGCAAUGGGAAAACCCCUGGCCCAGCUUCUCGAGAGCCUUUAAGCAUACCCCAAAUCCCUGUCUGCUUGUUUGUGCUGGGUUUGGGCACUGCCAUUCUGCUUGGAUGCUCCUCGUCACGCCUUAGCAAAGAUGGGCUGAAUGGGAAGGGAAAAUUGCUCCCUGCAGUUUCCUUUCUCAGCCAGCUGUCCGUGAACAGCACGGGAUUGCUGUCCCGGGCCAGGGGACACAGAAAAAGGAACAGAAAGGGAACAAACAGGGGACAAACAGGGAGCAGGGAACAGGCUGUGCCCUCAGGCGCCGCGGGAAGGAGCCCCAUGGUCCCACUGCCCUGAGCCGCUGCUGCUGCGGGGGAUCCUGGUCAGCCACGGGCACAGAGCUGCCUCUGUCCCUGCAGCCUGGAGGACAGGCAGCAAGGGCUUUGGGAUCAUCCAGUUCCAAAGGGCAACAUCCAGUCCAGCUCCCUCUCGGGUGUUGGGGUCGCAGGUUUGUUUAUGGCCUCAGCUCUGAAUUGGUGCAUCAUAGGUGAUCCAAUCCAGGAUGGUUUUCUUUGGCUUGAAAGCAGAGCUGAGACCACAGAGUUUGUGUUGUAGUCUCCAAAAAUCACUUCCAGUGUCCUGGCAUGCCUGUGGCACUGUCUGUCCAGGGAUCAGGAAGGAUUUCACAAAUGCAGGGCAGGGUUGUGAUCUCUGUGCCAACGUGAGAAACUGAGGCAGAGAGGGGACAAGUGACUUACCCAAGGUCCACAACAAGGCCUUGGCACACCUGGGAAAGGUGUAAGAAGCACCUGGAUCCUAAACCUCUUUAGUCCAAAACCUGUUUGCCAGCUCUGUCAGCAGCCCCUGUGUUUCCCAGGGCUCCCCAGAGGAUCUGAUUUAAGGCAUGUAGACAACAGCAUUACCUAAUUCUGCUCUUUUAUACCCAGACCUCUGUGAGAGUAGGACUAAUCUGGCAUGUUUGUGUUUUAAUUUUUUUUUUUUUUUGAGCCGAGAUUUUAAGAUUUAAUAUUUCUGGGGUACAAAGGUGAACAGGCCUGCAUAAAUAAUUUCUGAUUCCCUUUGCUGCUGCUAGUACUAAGAUUUGCCAAAAGCAGCUUUUAAUGGCAAGUCAACCCCAUUAGUCUUGAAGAGUCUGUGAUAUGUGUAGAGAUAUGAAAAUUCCCAGGAAAGGGUAUUUCAAGUGCUGUAGUAACCUUCUAUAACUUUGACUGUGUUAUUUUAAAAGAACUUUGCUUGUCUAUCCACUAUUUCUCUAGGAAUGUAAAAAUCCAACAACCAUCACAAAAGCCAUUCACAUUAGCAGCCUCCUUGUGAAUUUUAAUUAACAGGAAAUGCCACUCAUUGAAAUUCAACAUCCAGAAUAUCUCUGCUUUACUCCUUUGAUGUUCCCCAUCAAGUCCUGGACUAACAUCCAUAUGUUCUCCUGAGACACUCGGAAGAAAAUAAUUUUGGUUUAUUUGUAGUAGGAAAGCAUUUCAUCAUUGUCUUUUAUCCCAGAAGCAUUUGAGUUCCUUUACAAAGUGUUCACAUGGAGGAGCUGCUCUGUGGGUCAUUACAGCAGGGAGUGAUUCCAGAGCUGUGCUUGUCACUUUGCACUCAGCAGCGAUGCUGGAAUUUCAGGAGAGGCAGGGAAAAAGUUGUGAAACAAAUGAAAGUCCAGCAUGAAAGGGAAUUCAGCUAUUACAGGUCAGACAGCCUUGGUUCCCUUAUCACAUUUAUCCCUUAUAAAGGGUAGUGCUGGGAUUUUCCUAUAUUUCUAUAGUAGUAACCUAAGAAGACAUGAUCUGGCUCUGUGUUACUGUGAUUUGUUCAUUUGCAAGUGAUUUUAACAAAGAACCACCCCUAAUUAGUUAACCUUUCCCACACCCUCAAGUUCUCAAAUGGACAGAAUAACAUGAUCAACCAGUGCUGGUGAUACUGACAUGAAUAAUUAUCUUCAGACUUAAAUGAUUCUAUUUUAGCCCUUCAUUCAUCUUCUUUCUCCAGCCAUUUUCUUAAGCUGUAUUGUUCAUUUAUCCCACCCUCUGCCUGGGGUACAGCGUUGCACCCCCUCCCAUCCCUGUCACCAUGACAAGGUGACACUGUCACCACAGGUUGAACCUGCAGGUGUCUUGGCACAGGCCCACCCCAAACACUGCAGUCUGCACUCAGAACCGAGUUUAAAACCCCUGCCCUGGUGGGUACAAUCUCAGUGCCCAUCCUUUAUCCAGGUGAAGCCAGGCUCUGCUUCCUGGCAAUGAUGCCAAAGGAAUCCUCUGCUCCUCACUGUCCCAGCAAGUGCUCACAGGCAUGUGGGGCUUGGGUUCCUCCUGUAGUGCUAAAAAAUCAAAAUUGGUGAUGUUAUAAAAUUUUAGAGCUUGGGCUCUACAGAGACUGGAGCUCAUCAAGAAAGCAAAUUCCUUUUAUACCAUCUGGAAAUGACACAGGGUGGGAAAAGGCACCUUGGAGCAUCCCAGGAGGACACAGCAUUCCUCCUCAUCUUAGAACUCUCCCAACCACAGAGUAUAUUUUUUGCAGAACCAAAAUGAGCCAGACCUCAGCGUCCUUGAGCAGAGUGUGACCACAAGAUGUCACAGUUGCUUUGCUGCGAUGCGUGGUCCUGCCUUUGCCCUGUCCCAGUCCUGCCCCUUUCCCACUCCCAGUCUUUACCCCCAGGUAUCCCUAUGAACACACACGCUGGUAUUUGUGGUAUUUGCUGCUGUGUUUUGUUUAUUGUGUUCUUUUUUGGCAAAGCAAGCUUCUUCAUUGUAUUCUGGGCAAGGUUAGGCAUUUAGGUUUCUGUCUCAUAUACAGGUCAUUCAUGGUAUAUAAAAUCAGUUUCCCCAGAUUUAUGCCCUUGCUGUAGGUCCAGCUGGCAGACAACAAUUUUGAGUGGAGCCAGAGGAAAAAAUCAAAGUAAAAGUGCAAAAAAACACUUCUUGGUCCUGCCAGAGCUACUGCUCAGUGUCCCCACAGACCUCAGGUGCCUUUGCCAGAUGGUGCGGCAGACUCAGAAAACACCACGAUGUUGUGGACUUCAGAGGUUUUUGUUCUUUAUAGCCUAUUGCUAAAUUUCUUUCUUUUUCUGCCCCAGAAAGCUGCCUGCAUAGCCUGGAUGGGGUCCCAGGGGCUGAUGCUAACACCAGUUCACCCUGAAGUAGAGCGAGAAAGGAGUUUAGUCGUAGAAGAAGCUGAUGAGCCUUGCAGGAUCCAGCUAUGGGCCUUUUGGGCUAGUCCCUUCUAGUGUGCACAUUGAAUUAAAGACCUAAUUCAUGGCAUGGGCGAGCAAUUGCUAUGGAUGCUCCAAACAAACAGCACUUUCUUUCCUGCCCGCCUGGCUGGUGCCUCUUCCCUGCUGGAGCCAGGCAGGGUUCCCCAUCUGGCCCCUGUGCUCCAGGGCACCAGGAGGAAAGCUUUGCUCCACCAGCCACACGGGAAAAACAAAACCCUCAGCUACAAAGAGGAGCUGCUGAGGGGAGCAGCAAGGGCACAAGGGUGGCUGCAGGAAGGGCAGAGGAAGCAGCAGAGGUUUGCUCUGCCUUCUGUGCUCGUCAUUCCUUGUCCUCCAAUUCCUGCCACUGCCAUAGGAUCCAGCCACGUCCCCUGGGGAAGGUGCAGAGCCCCACGUGCUUUGUCCCCAGGGGUGGCUGGGACAGGGCUGACCUCGAGCCCUUUGCCCUUUCCCACCCAGGGGAGCAUGAGAACAUCCCAGGGGCCCGGCGGUUCCCAGCUGGCUGGAGGGCUUGGCUUGUGACAGCAGGUCCCCACAGGGGAUGGGCUCAGGGGCAGCUGGGUGAGCUGGGUCACCUUUGCCCACAGAUGGUGGCUUAGCAUGAGAGCAUCUGGGCAAGGGGCAGGGAAGGCUCCUGUAAUCCCUGAGCUCAUAACUGAGGAGCAAACACUGUGGUUGGCCCUCAUCUCCAGGUCAGCAGCUUUGGUGGCUGGAGCUCUGCUGGGCACAUCCUGGGGGCCAGGCAGGUUGGUCCACUGAGAACUGCACAUCCUGGCCUGUACAUCUGGGAGCUUCUCAACAGUUUGGGAAUCCUGACUGUGGCUGGGUGUUCUCUGCAGUGGAUUUCUGGCUAUCAGGAAUUCAGCAAAGUUCGAGAUUGAAACUUGCUCUUCCUCUGCUAGGACUGUGAGAUGAGCCUUGGAGCCGUUUGUGAACCCUGCGUGCAGUUUCAGCAGGGAGCAGCAGCCUGUCAGAACAGAGGAGCAGUUACCAACUGGGUUGCUGGAUCCUGCUGUGCCUUUUGUGCCAUGACUGAUAUCUGAAAGAGGAAAAGGUCCCUUCUGUCCUGAGAGAGAUGCUAGCCCUGCUCGCUUCUUGCUGGUGGGCAGUGUGAGGAGUAGUCAUCUGAUUUCCCCACAUGGAAUGAUGACACCCCAAGUUCCAGAAUCCUUGUUCCAUCUUCGUCAGCCCAUGUGUCAUUGACUCAUUUUUUUUUUACCUAUGUGUCAUUAAAAUAAGCCUUCCCUGCAAUAAGGGUAAGACCAGAAAAAGUGUACAGCCCGAGCAGUGCUGUGCAUCCUGGCACUGUUCUGUAGUGCUUUUAUUCCCCUGGCUUCACUCACCAGGUUUUGCACACUUCAGGGUUGCCAGUGUUGCUGAUCUGAAUUGCCUUAAAACAUCCUGGGGUUUGAGUCCUGGUGCUGCCUUGGUUUCCUACCCUGCCUCUCCCAACAGCCACAUCCAGGAUCCUCUCAGAGCAACACAGCACUGGAACAUGGAGAGUUUUCGGGCAAGUCUGGGGCACCUCACUGCUAUUGGGAUGAGAGCCCGUGUUUACUGUGAAGACUUUCUGUUCCCAAAGGUGCACAGAACUAUGGCAGACCUGUGGUGGAUUUACUCCAAACCUGUCCCAGCAGACAGCAGAGAGCUCUGGACCUUGUUUCUGCAGUGCUCCUGCAUUGCAGCAGUGAUAGGAGGCCUCUUUUACAACUGGAUGUUUGCUUCCCUGGAGUACUCCUGGCACCUCUCCACUGCCACGGCCAUCUCCUUCACCCUGCUCCUUCUCCUGACUCUCUUUUUGGUGCAUCCUGCCCGCUGUGUCUUCAGCAUGAUCAUGCCCACGUUAGGCACCAAGCAGGGCAGGAAGCUUCUCUUCUCCACCUGCAUCAUGAUUGCAGUGGUGAACAUAACACCCAACAUCAUAAGCAACAUCAAAACCAUACUGCAGGUUAUUCAGUGCAUCUGCAAGAGUUCCUCUGACAGCCUUCUGAACUCAACUGCCCUGCUGGAGAAAGUUUCCUGGGAGUUUGGGGAUGCAAUCCAAGAAGCCACUCAUUCCAUUUAUAAGCCUAUGAAUGGACAUUUUCGCUUUUCAUUGUUUCAGAACAGCUCCUUGAUUUACCAAAAAAUGCACCUUACUGGUGAGAAAAUGAGCAGAGAGUUCUUGUCUCUUGAGGAACUGGUCAAAGACUCUGUCCGAGUGGCCAACAGACUGGCUGCUGGUUUCUUCAUGCUCUAUCUCUGUUUUGAGUCCACCUGUUAUUUGAAAAAUUAUCUCACCAACAUGAGCUUUGACAAUUUUUACAUCACCAAGAAGCUGGAACGUUUAGCCGUGGACAGAAGAGCAACUCAUCUCCUGGUGAGCUCAUCCAAAAAACUCAUGCGCCCAACAGGCUUGAAGCUGUCCAGGCAAGAAGUGGCUCUGUGCCUGGUGCAAGCCAUGCUGGUCACCGUGGCCCUGGUGCUGAUGCUGGUGCUGGUGGCCAUGGACCACUUUGCCUUCAGCGUGGCAGACACGGCGGUGAGGAAGGCAGCUCAGUUCUCUGCAGUGCCUGUCACGCUCGGCAUCAAAUACAAGGCUGAAAUAGGCAUCGUGCCCUUUAUAUUCAAACUUUUGUGGAGUCCUUCUGCGGCACUACUGCUCAAGGACUUCAACAGGACCUACCACCAUCAGCUGAUCUUCAGCUCUGCCCACUGCAGGAUCAGCCCCCCCAGGCCCCCCAACCCCUCUGUGCUGCUCGUUGUGGGGCUGCUCUUCUGCAUCCUCUACGGCACCGUGUUCCUGGGAACUUACGCGCGGCGCCUGUGCCGCGGCAUCGCCGCCUCCUUCUUCCAGAGCUGCGAGGAGAAGAGAGUGCUCCACCUGUACGGGAAACUGGCCAGGAGGCACAGGAAGGAGCAAAACUCUGUGAAGGGUGCUUUGGGAAGUCAGGGGGACGGCUGGAUGUCUGAUACCACAGCACAGGCUUGUGCCACAGGGUCACGCGUUUAAUUUUCCUGAGUUAGGGAAGUGUUUGGAGCUUGGGGAAAAAUACUAAAAAAAUCCCCAAAAACUUAAAAAAACCCCAAUGCUAAAAAGGAAAAAAAAUUUGAAAUGUCACAUUUUUGCAUUAAUUUGAGAAAAAUGGGCUACAUUUCCUUUUUUGGUAUUAUUUUAAUAUCUGGAAGAAGAUCUGGAGUCAGCUGUUGCAUAUCCGCAGCACUAGGCAAGGCUAACUGAGAAAUAGAUGGGAGUUGGGGUCAGAGAGGAGCUCAUUUACCUUCUCCACCACAUCUGUGCUGGAAGAAGUACACAUUUCUUUCUUAAGUCAUAUCUUCAGGCAAUAAAAUGUUAUUUGACUUGAUUAAUUUAAUUUUCAAUGAGUUUUUCUUUCAGGCUUUGUGCACAGAAAACUGGGUAGACCAGAUAAAUUUAGAAGAUAGCUUAUUCACCAAAGAAAGUGUCACUUCAACCUGCUGAAGUAAAUUCAAGAUUAAUAUGACUAUGAGAGGCACAUCCUGUGCAUGGUGGUGGAAAUCAGCACAUGAGGGUUUUACAAAAUCUCUUCAAAUUAAAAUAGAAAUAAAAUAUCUGCAGAACCUCAGAAGAUAAUGAGAACAGUCAAUAAAGGUCAAUUUGGGUGUUGAUCUCUUUUCCCAAGUAAGAAGUGAUAGGAUGAGAGAAAACAGCCUCAAGUUGUGCCAGGAAAGGUUAAGAUUUUAUAUUAGGAAAAAAAUUCUUCAAACACUGGCAGAGGCUGCCCAGGGCAGUGAUAGGGUCACCAUCCCUGGAGGGAUUUAAAUGACACAAAGAUGUAGAAUUGGGGACAUGUUUUAAUGGACCCUUGGCAGUACUGGGUUAAUGGUUGGAUUUCAUUGUUUUAAAUGUUUGGUUGUUUCAAGCUCAGAAACUGUGUUAUCGUAUCCAAAUUAAUAAAU